Bactrocera tryoni is the source of this 2182-nucleotide messenger RNA. RefSeq lists its product as uncharacterized. Bases 203 to 1999 code for a protein of 598 amino acids. Gene Ontology annotation, biological process: monocarboxylic acid transport; transmembrane transport. Lineage: Eukaryota; Metazoa; Arthropoda; Insecta; Diptera; Tephritidae. The record is from RefSeq and is a predicted model, not a curated record. Gene Ontology annotation, molecular function: monocarboxylic acid transmembrane transporter activity. The transcript has 4 exons.
AACAACAAUUGAAAAUAUCAAAAGUUCAACAGCAGCAGCAGCAGCAGGAACAAAGCAGCAACAGCAACAUAUCCACCCCCCAAUCGAACAAACAACCAAACAAUACAAUACCAAAAAAAAAGUGAUAAAAAAAGAAAAGAAAUACAUAUAUACAAUAUUUCAAGCCAAACAAUAACAACACAACACAGUUCCAGCGUAAAAUAUGAAGCAAACACGUAAGGUUGCUCCCGAUGGCGGUUGGGGCUGGGUGGCCUGCUUCGGCGUCAGCUUAGUUAAUUUGGCCACCCGCUCGAUCGAGCCCUCUUUCGGUCUGCUCUUCGGCGAUUUACUACGCGAUCUCGAUGUCGGCACCACCGGCGCUGCCAUUAUAAUGAGCACACUCGAUGUGUGCAUGAAUUUCUCAGGUCUCUUCGUCGGUCCACUCUUGAAGGAGUUCUCCUACCGCAAAGUGGCUAUCGCUGGCUCACUGCUGUGUGGCAUUGGUUUGGCAGCCACCUCACCCGCAGCCAGCAUGGCGCACAUACUCAGUACGUACAGUGUGAUUAACGGUAUUGGUGUCGGUCUAUCCACGUCAGCCGCUUUUGUCGCGCUCAAUCACUACUUCAAGUAUAAACGUGGUCAAGCUGUGGGUCUCUCAAUGGCCGGCACUGCGUUAGGCAUGCUGAUCAUGCCACAGUUGGUACGCAUGUUGCUCGAAGCUUUUGGCUUUCGUGGCGCUGUGCUGAUGUUGGCCGGCAUCGCAUUGAAUUCGACAGUUGGUGCAGUGCUCUUACAACCCGCCAAAUGGCAUAUGAUCGAUGAGGUGAUUGAUGAGGAACUGAUGACGGUGCCAGUGUCACCGCCUACGCCGGAUGUGAAGGUCAUACGUGAGGAUGCCGCGGAAGAAGAUUCGCUACCCGAAUUGAAUACUCUACUCUUUCCCAAACAGCAAUAUAUGCGUAAGAAUUACUCAGAAAUGGCGAUGAAUACGAUGAAUGGUACUCGUGUGGGUAUGCCUAAGCGUCCCACCUUCCCGCGCAUCAUGUCACUAGCUGGUGUACAAUCGGCGGUUAAUAACAGCCAGUCACAUGGCGAUGUGAAUGCGACAUUGCGUAAUCGCAAACAUUCAGUCACGUCAAAUCUUUCCUAUAUGGACUUCACCGGUUCCAUAUUGCAAGUGCAUAUGAAUGUGGGCGAUGAAGAGUUCGAACGUAAUGAUCGUGAGCUAAAACGUGUCAACACAGCGGCGAGUGGCAUGGCGAAUGCGCAUCGUGAUUCUUUCAUAAAAAUGCGGCCAACAGAGACUGAAAAGAAUGAAGAAUUAGCAGCGAAGGAGGCGGAGAAGAAACCAGGUUUCUGGCGUCGUUUCGCAGAUCUCAUGGAUGUGGACUUAUUACGUGAUAAGAAAUUUUUAAAUAUACUUUUCGGUCUGUCGAUCUUCUAUGUGGGCGAGAUGAAUUUCAAAAUGGUCACGCCGUUCUUUUUCGCCAAUCUAGGCUACAAUAAGACAGAUGUAGCUUUCUGUUUGUCGAUAACAGCGAUCACAGAUAUUGCAGCCCGUAUAAUACUCCCGCCUAUCUUCGAUCGUACAACCAUCAAGAAGCGCACGGUGUUUCUAGUAUCCAUCAUCUUUGUAGGCAUAACGCGUUCGAUAAUGGCUGAGCAAACCGAAUGGACCUCUCUAAUGGUUUGGCUAUCGAUUUGCGGUUUCUUCCGUGGCUCUGCAUUGGCGAACUUCACACUCACCGUUUCUGAAUAUUGUUCGCUGGAGAAAUUACCCUCUGCCUUCGGUUGGCAUUUGGUUGGCAAAGCCGUAUUUGUCAUCUGUCUGGGGCCGCUGAUCGGUCUGAUUCGUGACGUCACCACCAGUUAUCCCAUCUGCAUACACGCACAAACAGUUUGCAUAUUUCUUUGUGUAAUCGCCUGGACGAUCGAGUAUUUGAUCACAUAUUUGAAAGAGAAAAAAUCAAAGGGGGGCAUCAAUGCCACAAUCGGACCCGAGACCAACAUCAAACACUAACACGUGCUUAAUUUCGUGAGAAAGGGAUAUUUUUAUAAGAAAAUUUUCGUGAAACUUACACUAUGAUAUACACACACACGCAUACUUAUACAUUUAAGUAGUUAGCUAUAUAUAAUAUUAUUUACAUACAUAUAUAUGUAUGUAUGUAUAUAUAUUGUUGAAAUAUAUGUACUUAUGCAGUGA